GGAGGGUACUGGGACAUGUGUCCUACCAGCAGGGUAUGGAUCGGUUUUGAUAUUCAUGCUGUGAUUCUCUCGAGUUGGGAGCAAACCCUCCCAGAGCAUUAACAUUCCAGUUCCCGGUGCGAGCCUCUUUACACCAUUCCUUAUAAGUCGAGUUGCAGAGGGGCGUCUGGAGGCAAGAGUACCUCCCUUGAUUUGUAGGGGCACAGGGGAGGGCAAAGACGGCGUCCCCUCGCAGCCUGACGAAUGAUUCCCAGGGGCGAUCACGGGCCUCCCUCGCAGUCUGCGCGACCAUGGGAGAUUGGAAUCUCGGGGUCAACAUCCCCGUCCAAAAUGGAGUAUCCAGGGAUAUGUUGUUGCGACCUUGGAGCCAGGAGCGGCUGUAGAUUGUAGGUGGCCUCAGUUGGGUGCUUGCUUCAAUGUGCGAGUCCAUUGCGCAUGCGUUUCUCGCUGCGCUCCGUCUUGCAAGCACAUCCGAGGUCGACGAGCAAGGGGAUACCGCCAGCCCAAACUGCAAUUACCUGAACGGCUUGUGGGAGAAGUCCGCUCUCAUGCGGAGGGGAUACUGCUUGCGAGGAGUCUGCAUGUCACGCGUGCCAUCAGAGAUCCUGAAGGAUCCCAACGUGGUUCCGCUCAGUUGCGAUGAGUUUGCGACCGAGAACGGUUCUUAUACAGCCAUCGGCGAGUUCAAGCAGGACUGGUUCAUCUAUUGGAACUUCUUCCGGAACAAUGGGCCCGCCCCAAGGGUCGAUGGACGAGAACGAGCAGGCGUGUACGUCGAUAUCGGCGCAUCGUUGCCUUUCGAAUACAGCAACACGGUGGCGUUCGACAGGUGUUUUGGUUGGCGUGGCGUUUGCGUGGAGCCAAACCCACAUUUGGCGCACUUCCUGCGGGCAUAUCGAAGUUGUGAGGUGUUCGAGCGGUGGAUUGUGUCGACGAUGAGGGGACCAAGGGCAAGGCAUUUUCGGAUCGCGACGGCAACGUACAGUUCACAGCGGAUUGCUUGACCAUGGAGGGCGUUCUGACCCGGGGUAAUUUGUGGGAUGAGAGGAUUGACUUCCUCUCAAUCGAUGUCGAGCAUGGGGAGCUUAGUGUCCUGCAGGGGCUUCCUCUGGACAAGGUCGACAUUCGGAUAUCAUGGACGUGACCCGCGGCGCCCGCUGGCUGGAGGUGGACACGGCCGUCCUGCCGCACGGCUACGCCAAGGUUGCCGUUCUCGGGCGAGACGUGGUCUACGUCAAGCUCGAGGAUUUGCAGUCCGGAGGCAUCGGCUUGCGCACUGGCCGCUGCUGUCGCGGGCCGACGGCGCUGUUGCGACGAUGCCGCAUGGCUGGGCGGAGUUCCACCAGCGGGUGAUCGACGAGGAGCUCGAGGCUGAGAUGGUGAGAGAGCGCGACGCAUUCUACGCUGGAUUGCGGCGGGCGCGGUGAGACAGCUGCUGCAGGGUCCCGCAGCGGUCGUUCUGGCACUCGUCGGGACGGGUUGCUGGCGCGGUUA
Messenger RNA from Prorocentrum cordatum, 1494 nucleotides. NCBI's taxonomy places the organism in Eukaryota, Dinophyceae, Prorocentrales, Prorocentraceae. The record is from the annotation of a GenBank genome assembly.